UAACCACUUCACCACCGUGUGGCCCGACAAACAUACAGAUCAUUCAAAUAGUUUGUAUCAGUUCCAAUAAAUCAGAUGCUAAUCUCAAAAAAAGUCUCCUUCUGUCAGUGUUAUGAAGGCAUAGAGGACAGAUACCCUAGAACAUUGUCUCCUGCUCUUAUCACAUUCCUUCAUCGAAAAACUGAGACGAACUCAUGGCGAAGAUGAAGUCAUUUUGUGGCAUGAUGACGUCUGAGCUUUAGAAGGAUGCGUGACGGUCUGAUAGCCUGAUGUCUGUCAGACUGGACAGACCAGUCAGGUGCCACGUUCCCUAAUGUCCUGUCACGCUCACCACGCAUCAGCGGGUCUAUAAGACGCCACACUGGCCAGCAAACUCGUCAGUCGUCCACUCACGCUCUCCAGGCGAAGUUCACUGAAGCUGCAGCCAUGACGACAAACUUGGUGAUGACCCAACCCCAACCCUAUGUCAUGACCACUGUAUCCAACCAAUGGACCUCUGACAUCUGUGACUGCUGUGAAGACCUGCCCAUGUGUUGCUUGGCCUGCUGGUGCCUUCCCUGCUUCACCUGUAAGACAUCAUACGAGGCCGGGGAGUGUGUGUGUUUACCACUGCUAGACGCUUAUGGAUGCAUUCCACCAAUGACCACAUCCCUCAGGGUGGCAGUACGUACGAGAUAUGGCAUUGAGGGCUCGAUCUGCAAAGACUGCGUGUUGUCCUGCUUCUGUGGGCCCUGCACCUGGUGUCAGAUCGCAAGAGAAAUCAAAACAAGGAAGAACCCCGUCUUCUCUGUCACCAUCUCGCGCUGAUAUCUUGAGUGAAAUGAACAUCAUCAUCAGGGAGUUCAGAGCCGCGGUGCACUAAUAUGAGAGGGUUCAAGUACGUCUGCCUCUGUGCUAUGUCACUGAGCAGCUGAUUAGAUCAUGAAAGUUUCAUUAUUUUCCUGGGAGGACAAGGAAAGCUAAGCAGAUUCUUAGCCUCUGUGGCACAAUUUUGAACUUAAUCAUUUUUAAUCCAUCCAUUUUUCCACCACGUUUGUUU
This is a messenger RNA of Solea senegalensis (Senegalese sole), 1039 nucleotides long. Its product is annotated as cornifelin homolog A-like. NCBI's taxonomy places the organism in Eukaryota, Metazoa, Chordata, Actinopteri, Pleuronectiformes, Soleidae. Bases 427 to 807 code for a protein of 126 amino acids. The transcript has 4 exons. The record is from RefSeq and is a predicted model, not a curated record.